This is a messenger RNA of Oncorhynchus tshawytscha (Chinook salmon), 4776 nucleotides long. Its product is annotated as death-inducer obliterator 1-like. NCBI's taxonomy places the organism in Eukaryota, Metazoa, Chordata, Actinopteri, Salmoniformes, Salmonidae. Gene Ontology annotation, biological process: DNA-templated transcription. Gene Ontology annotation, cellular component: nucleus. The record is from RefSeq and is a predicted model, not a curated record.
AUGCACUCUGAGAGUGUGGAGCACGAGGAGCACGGAGGCGAUGGUAAUGCAGAGCAGCAGGUGGAGGGGGCCGAGAGGGGUGCUAGGCCGACCAUCACCGAGUUCAAAAAGACCUGGAGCUUCAGGCGGACCGCGGUUGCCAGAAGAGAGCUUGUGCGAUUGGAUGAGAUUGAAGAUCCAGAAUCUCCGCCCCUACCCACACCUCGGGGCAGAGGCCGCCCAGCCCAGACCUAUUCAAGAUGUGGGUUGAGGGGAGAGAAGGAGCUCCCCGGCAAAGAGGAGGACAGGACCACGGCUACCCCUGCCCAAAUUAUGGCUGCCCUUCCUAGCAAUGGGGGUAGUGGGGACAUGGAAGCUGCCUCCAGUAUAGAGGAGGACAGUGAUGAGCUGACCCUGCAGCUUCAGGAGUGGCUGAGCAUUAGGGGGAGAGAGCCAGAGACAACAGAAGAAAAGCCCAGCCAAUAUGAUAAUGUAACAGAGGUGGAGGAGGAGAAGGACGAGGUGGAGGAGAGGAUUGAGGAAGAAAAGUCAGAGUAUUCUAGCAUAUCAGACAUUAAUUGCUGUUCUUUAGCUGUAAUUUUCUUAUCGCCGUUUGAUUCCUUGUCCAGGUUCAUGAUCUCCUGUGACAAUUGUCAGGAGUGGUUCCAUUACGACUGCGUUGGCGUCAGCGAGACGCAGGGCAGCAAGCUGGAGAGGAGCGGACGGGACUGGAUCUGCCCCAACUGCACGAAUAAGAGCCAGAGCCAGCCAGACCCCCAGCAGAGCCCCCCUGACUGCCUGAUACUGCCGUUCUCUGGGGAGGAGGAGAGAGUGCAUGAGGAGCAGGCCAGUAAGGAGGCUGUAGUGCAGGAGAAGACUGAAUUGGUUGCUAAGGCUGAAAUGGAGACAGACAGUUCCUUACCGCAGUGCAUUGGACCAGGGUGCAGUAUCUACGCCCUGCCCGACUCGGUUUACUGUGGCACAGACUGCAUCCUCCGGCAUGCGGCUCCCACUAUGAAGACCCUAUCUGACUCCAAAGAGACCAAUGCCAAGGGUCAGAGGUCGGCUAGGAUUUCCCAGAGAUUGUCGGCGGAGCGGCCCGAAGAAGAGGGUGAUGAAGAGGAGAAGGAGGCUGAAGACGUUGAGGACAAGGAAGCUGACACAUCUACAUCUCCCUUACCCUGCAACCCUAGUCUCACUGCAGUACAGGCCACAUCCAUAGAAUCAUCUAUGUUUUACAAGUCGAGUAUGAACAGAAGACCACUCUCCAGACCUAAGGCCAGACCUAGCCAGUCGAGCCAGAGCAGCUCAGUGCCAGACAUCCUCAGCUGCAUGCUGAAAGACACAACUGCCGAGCACAGAGCUCACCUGUUUGACCUCAAGUGCAAGAUCUGCACAGGUCAGAUAUCAGUCGAGGAUGAGGCGGAGCCUUUAGCCAAGAAGCCUAAACUCUCUGGGUCAUCGUCGUCCUCCACCAAACCAGACCAAUGGAGAGACAGGCCGUCUCGGCCACCCUGGAUGUAUGCCAGAACAGCUCUCAGAACAGAGGAGAGAGGAUGGAGAACUCCAGCUGGAGAUCACCCCUCCUUGCACCCCCCCGACUCCCCCACCAUGGAAUCCUCUGCUUCCCCAGUAAUGGAGGAUGACCCUGCCUUAACCAUCAUGGAAUCCCCCACUUCUCCCACAAUGGAAUCUCCAGCUUCUCCAACAAUGGAAUCUCCCGCCUCCCCCAUUUUGGAAUCCCCUGCCUCCCCUGUUAUGGAUUCUCCCACCUCCUCUAUUCCAGAAAACUGUAAAGCCAAGACACCGUCCAGAAUGUAUACCCCAGUCAUGAUCCCGGCUGUUUCUACGGUAAGCAUCACAAGGCGUGACCCCCGCACCAUUGGCAACCGUUCUGCUGCUCUGUAUGGUGACCCCCGCACAGCUGACAACCAGUCUUUUAUGCCCCUGGCUAUGAACUCCCACACUCCUCCAGACGGGGAGACGGCCCAGUUCCUGGCCAAGCAGGAAGUAGUGUGGAAGGGCUUCCUCAAAAUGAUCAGCGUGGCCAAGUUCGUCAACGGCUAUCUGGUCUCAGGGCCCUCCGAAUAUCUCAAAGAGGACCUGCCUGAUACCAUCCAGAUUGGUGGAAGAAUCAUGCCUCAAACUGUGUGGGACUACAUCGGGAGAGUGAAGGCCUCUGUUACAAAGGAGCUGUGUGUGAUUCGGUUCCACCCAGCGACAGAGGAGGAGGAGGUGGCCUACGUGUCUCUGUUCUCCUAUUUCAGCAGCAGACGGCGCUUUGGGGUGGUGGCCAACAAAAGCCGCAGCAUCAAGGAUAUCUACCUCAUCCCAUUCAGCGCAAAGGAAUCCAUUCCAUAACCUUUCGAAGGAUCAGGCCUUGAGAAAAAUCGCCCCAAUCUUCUUCUGGGACUGGUUAUUUGCCAGAAACCCGGGAAGCGACCACAAGCGGUCGAAGAGAAGAGACCCAAGAUCCACAUGUCCAAAGACCCCAGAGAUAUAGGCCUCCCUAGACCCCCUUCGCUGUAUGGGUCUGACCCUAGAAUGGAGGAAUUCUUGCCCUAUGACCCAGAGAUGCCCAUCAUGUCCACCCAUCCUGGUUCCCCUCCUUCCACUGGAUCCCUGUCACACUCCUCCUCCUCUGGCUCACUGACUAGCCCAUCACUUCUGUCCUCCAUUAGAGCUGCCCGCCGGGCUUCUGCCCCUCCCCCCACCACUAGCUCCUCCACUGCACCUAGCAGCACGGCUACCAGUGCCCUACAGACCAUCCUGAAGUCAGUGUUUGGGAUGGACUCUCCUGCAGUCCCAGCAGUUGCAGCAGUGCCCCCUCCAUCCACUCUUCCCCCUCUCUCAAUGGUGGAUCCAAUAGUCCAGCAGUACGGGCAGAAAUCCAAAGUCAAAGAGAUUGAGGAGGAGGAAAAUGAAUACGAUCGACCAUACGACCCAGGGAAAGAGUAUGAUCCAGCAAUGGGCUAUGGAUUGGUUGCCCCAAUUAGUACUGAUAAAAUGUUUGAGGCGAAAGCUGCCUCUCUGGCCAUUUCUGCUGAUGAUGACGAUGUGGCUUACGACCCUGAAGAUGAGACUAUCUUUGAGGAUAUGCACAAUGAUGGGGUCAGUGAAGCAAAAGCCCCCCCUCCACUCCUACCCCAGCUCAAGCUCCUACCCCAGUCACAGUACAAGCCCCAGUCCCAGCUCCCACUCCAGACCCUCUGAGCCUCCCCAUUACUGGUGAUGUAAUUGUCUCAGCCGCUACUCUGACUGAACAACAGCAAAUGCUUGAGGAGCUCAACAGGUAGAUCGAGGAGCAGAAACAGCAGUUGAAGGAGCAGGAGUGGGCACUGCAUCAGCAGAGAGAGGCAGUGGGCAUGUUCAUGGCCCACUUCUCUGUUUCUGAUGCCUUGAUGUCUCCCCCUCCUAAAUCUGGGCUGUCUCAAUUCCAAACACAGCAGACUGAUGGAGAGCAGUCUGAUGCAAAUCCUUCAGCGAAUCAAAAAGCUUUGAAAGGUCUCUUGAAAACAGAAGUACCAAUAAAACAAGAGAUUAAGACCGAGACGAAGACUGUAUCUCUUUCAGAGUCAAGAAAUGUGGAAAUGCCCAGUGCAACACCGAAGCGGGUAAAAGAGAUUAAAAAGAGAAAUAUUCAGGCAACGGACAAUUCAGAUCUUGAAGCUGGUGAGAUCCAGGACUCUGAUGUAGCUUACGUCCCAGAGGAUGACACUAUCUUUGAUGAGCUGCAAGACAUGAAUGGAGAAGAGAAGGUGAAAACUCUAUCACAUUCAGCAAGGCGUUCUGAGCGGUCUUGUGACUCCUUGGUGUCUAGCUCGUGUCGUGGCACAUCGCGCAAUGACACUCCUGAUAGGAGGCGUAAGCAUAGCAGCCAGCCGGAUACUCACUCACCCAAAAGACGGGACCGUAAAGUUAAGGACCGCCACAAAAGCCCUCCUCGUAGAUCUGGCAGGUGGUCCCCUGGACGCUCUGAUAGGCGGAGGGACAGACAGACGGGGUGAGAGGAGCCAACCGCAUCACAGAGAUUGUGACCACUCUGACCGCACAGGCUGCCAUCUCCCUCAUAAAGAGUGCACUUCUCGGCGCAGCUCUGGUAGCCGUAGCAGAUCCCCAUCUACACCAAGAAAAAAACUAGAUUCCGUCUCUAGGGGAGUCUCAAAGGGUCAAAGGGAGUCUUCUCCUCCUCCAGUGUCGGAAGACUCCAAGGGUCCAGAGGCUCAUGAAGACAUGGGUCCUAUGAGCCCAGCUCCAGCACUGGUCAUGGAGACUAAUGACUCACCUCAGCCCCCUCUUGAUAGAAAGGACAUUAAUGAAUCGCUGUGUCAUCGUUCUGGACGUCCACCACAGGGAGAGAUUGAGUACGCAGGCCAUCAAUUGCCCCAUGAAAAAUCCCACUCCCCAGCAACCUGGGGAUCAACAACCUCCUCAAAGCUUGCUGCGAUCACCACCAGCAGGCCUCAACAACCAGCAAGGCCUCAACUUACAGCGUCAAGACAAUAGGGAUAGGCCCUCUCAACGGGAAAUACUAGAGCAACGCAUUGUACAGAGCCCAUCAGACAUUAUGAGAGAGAAACUGUUUUCCUCACAAGGUCCUCCCCACAAGGCGUCUCCAAACCAAGGGCCAGAUAUGAUAGGACAAGGGCAAGACAUGAGGGGGGGAAGGAGAGGGCUGCAAAUGAGGCAUCCAGGUCCAGAACCAAAUAUGAAAAGUCCAGACAUCACACUUCCGGCGCCGACAGAGAUGGCCGCCUCGCUUCGCGUUCCUAGGAAACUAUGCAGUUUUUUGUUUUU